AUAAAACUGGUCAGCAAAUAUUAUUCAUCUUUCAGUUCACUUGCGUAAAGGACGCUUCGUCCACUUUGCCAUCACUGCUUCUUCCCUUGCAGCGAGAGCUGUGCGUCAUCAAGUGCUCUUUGUUCUUUUGUAAUCCGUGGGGAAGUCGUGAGCAUUGCCAGAGCGCAAAAGCUACUCGGAUCUGUUACUGCUCACAACUUUCAAAGUGAUCUCCAGACAAUUUUUUUUACAAUAUGAAGAAGCUUUUGUUAAUACCUGGAUCCUCCAUCCUCACCCUGUUCAUUCUAGUUGUUAGUGCAGAGCCCCCAGUUCACUCUCCGUAUGGGGAAAUAUUGCUAAGAAGGCGUCAAGAAACUCAGUCACCAGACUCAAAGAUAGUUGACCAAAGCCUCCUGGACAGAGUUGCGGAUAUAAUUAGUGCAGAUGGUGAUGGAUCUGAGGAUGGCACUCAGGAGAAUGAGGGACUCAGCAUAGUCGAUAGUGAACUUUUUGCAAGAAUUGCUAGAAUCAUUAGUCAAAAUGAGGGACAAACCUCACCUCCGGCGCCAGUCCGAGAUGGUCCCGCGAUCACUCCAGAAUACGGAGUACCGCUCGAAGUGGGGUCGAAAUUAUUGGGUGGAAACUUCGAAAUUGGGAAACCAGAGCCGGCCAGAAGAAUCGCCUACUUUCAGCUGACUAAUAAGAACGAGGUCAAUGGAACUCAAGACUUCGCCAGGAACGCCUACCCUUCGGCCCUGCCAAGCAGAGACGGCAGCAGUCAGGGGAACAGACGCGUCAUGUUGCUCAAUAACCCCCAAAUGUCGGAGAGGAUUGCUGCCUUUGAAAUCCCAGAAACCACCGCCCCACAAGUAAAUCGACAAGGCUACUAAGUUUUAAUCAACAAAUUUGCCUUAAUUAAUUAGCAUGUUAGAAAUAUUUUGCAAUAUUAUUGUAAGAGGGGUUUACGUAAGUAUGUUACUUGAAGUUGCAUUUAACGAGAAUUGCGCGAGUAUUAUCUUUGCGUCUUUACGUCGUAUGUUAUGAAUAUUAUUUCACUAGUUACAUAAUAUAGUAGAUAUAUCGUCAGUUCAGCUAAAUUAAUUGAUUGGUCUGCAUUGUGAGCAGUCUGACUCUCCUGCGAGCGAGAAUAAGCCUGUGUAACUAAUUACUUUAUUUGGCGUGGAAAUUAAUAUUGAUAAAUCAAGUGUGGUUAUUUGACGUUAAACUUUGUACACUUGUGACGAAAAAUCAAAGUACAACAUAAUAAAACAAAAUAAACUAGAAUAGCAAUAAAAAUUACAACUUAACCUUA
Molecule: messenger RNA, 1291 nt
Organism: Folsomia candida
Lineage: Eukaryota; Metazoa; Arthropoda; Collembola; Entomobryomorpha; Isotomidae
Exons: 3
Coding region: 234-869 (211 amino acids)
Source: RefSeq, a predicted model, not a curated record